Molecule: messenger RNA, 915 nt
Organism: Linum tenue
Lineage: Eukaryota; Viridiplantae; Streptophyta; Magnoliopsida; Malpighiales; Linaceae
Source: the annotation of a GenBank genome assembly
UUCUUCCUCUGUAUUCAAACUCUGCAACAUUGGCGCCAUCUUCCCUUGAACACUCUGCUCCUGCAGAUUCAAAUCCAGGACACCCUUUCCUUUCAUCUUCAUCAAAGGACGCGACAAGCGCGGCAAUAAAGUCCUCCGCGUCGUCGCAAAAUACUUACCCGGUAAGUUAGAAGCGAUGUCUGGCCGGUCAAUUCCUCGUGUUUCCAGUUCACUAACAUUAAGCCUUUGCUCUCUCUCUCUCUCUCUCUCUCUCUCUCUCUCUUUGGUGUGGCGAUUUGGUAUUAUUUUAGCACGGAUGGUGAGCUGCGAAGCAUUGAAGAAGCAUUUGGAGGACUCGGUUUUCCCCAAGCUAGGAGAGAAGCCGUUCUCGGUAGUGUAUUUCCACGACGGAGUUGAACGGAACGAGAAUUUCCCCGGAAUCUCUGCCCUCCGAUCAUUCUACGACGCCGUUCCGGAUCCCCUGAAGGAGAAUCUGCAGGCGGUGUACUUCGUGCAUCCAGGACUUCAAGCCAGGCUCUUCCUCGCCACCUUCGGCCGUUUCCUUUUCACCGGCGGAUUAUACGGGAAGGUGAAGUACGUUAGCAGGCUGGAGUUUGUGUGGGAGUACGUAAGGAAGGGAGAAAUCGAGGUGCCGGAGUUCGUGAAAGAUCACGAAGACCAACUGGAGUACCGGCCGCUGACGACGAUGGAUUAUGGCAUGGAGAGCGAUUUCCCCAGGCCGUACUGCGCCGGAGCUAACAUGGACAACCCCAUGGCUUUGUACUCCAUGCGUUGUAUUUCCUAGUGUUUAUGUACAGAAGCUUUAAAACGCUGUUGUGUGUAUAUAUAAAAAAAGUUUUGAGUGUGUUAGGACUUCAGGAAAGAGGUUUCCUUGCAAUAAAAGUUUUGAUGCAUUUUCUAUAACUUAGACCACCA